Ictalurus furcatus (blue catfish) is the source of this 2468-nucleotide messenger RNA. It is a transcript of the gene ccne2, whose product is annotated as cyclin E2. Gene Ontology annotation, cellular component: cytoplasm; cyclin E2-CDK2 complex; cyclin E1-CDK2 complex. NCBI's taxonomy places the organism in Eukaryota, Metazoa, Chordata, Actinopteri, Siluriformes, Ictaluridae. The transcript has 11 exons. The coding region runs from base 286 to 1464 and encodes 392 amino acids. The record is from RefSeq and is a predicted model, not a curated record. Gene Ontology annotation, biological process: regulation of cyclin-dependent protein serine/threonine kinase activity; G1/S transition of mitotic cell cycle. Gene Ontology annotation, molecular function: cyclin-dependent protein serine/threonine kinase regulator activity.
CAGCUGGUGAGUAGACGUUUUUCUAACAGUGAAAUAUAGCUAAUUAUCACUUUUUUUUUUUAAAGAAAAUAAUACUUUUGUAGUCGUUAACAGGAAGUACUCUAGGGAUGCUUUGAACUGCCUUUGUGCGAUGUUUAUGAUUUUGUUAUUCCCAUUGUUAGCAAAGUAGUAUAAAGCUAACCUAGGUGUACUAAACUGCUGCUAGCUGCUUGGACAAGUCGUCCGUCUUAUUAGCCACCCUAAGUGAUGCGUUUGAACUAAUUUGUCAUUUGGAGAGAAAAAAAAAUGUCAAGACGCAGUUGCCGUAACACGCUGCAAGAAAGAGAUGAAAACACAGCAGACCAAAAUACAUGUCCAAGGAAGAGAAAAGCUGAGCAAUGCAAAAGGAAAACUCCAGCAGCCAAGAAACAAAGCUAUGAAAUUCAGAACCGGUGGGUGGAAGGAGAUGUUAGCCCCUGCGUUCUUGUCGAGACACCUCACAAGGAACUUGAAGAGACGAGUAACUUGUCUGGUUUUAAACGCUUCCGGUUCAAGAAUCUGUUCAUCAAGCCUUCUCCUCUACCUUGCCUCAGCUGGGCCAGCUCUGAUGAUGUGUGGAUUAAGAUGCUGAAUAAAGAACUGAAGUACAUCCAUGAUAAAACCUUCAUGCAGCAGCACCCUAGCCUGCAACCAAAAAUGAGGGCUAUUCUCCUUGACUGGCUUUUAGAGGUGAGUGAGGUGUAUAUGCUUCACCGUGAGACCUUUUACCUGGCACAGGACUUCUUUGAUCGCUUCAUGCUGACUCAGGUAGCCAUUGGGAAGAACCAGUUGCAACUCAUUGGCAUUACUUCACUAUUCGUUGCGUCUAAAUUGGAGGAAAUCUACCCGCCAAAGCUUCAAGAGUUUGCGUACGUCACAGACGGUGCCUGCGAUGAAGAUGAAAUCCUGGAAAUGGAGCUGAUCAUGCUGAAGGCGUUAAACUGGCACCUCUGUCCGGAAACUCCCAUCUCUUGGCUGAAGCUUUAUGCUCAAGUGGGCUCUCUGAAGGAAGGACCAAAUUUUCUCGUGCCUCAGUUUUCUCAGGAAGCCUACAUACAAAUGACUCAGUUGCUGGAUCUUUGUAUACUGGACAUUAACUCGUUAGAUUACCAGUAUGGAGUUCUGGCUGCUGCUGCGUUUUGUCACUUUACCUCAAUUGAAACUGUGCAGAAAGUAUCUGGUCUGACAUGGGACAGUAUAUCCAGCUGUGCACGCUGGAUGGCCCCCUUUGUGAGGGCUGUGAAUGAAUACGGCCAGCCAAAACUGAAGGACUUCAAAAAGGUUGCAGUAGAGGACCGGCACAACAUCCAAACUCACGUGGACUAUCUGUCCAUGUUGAACGACGCUCAGCAGCGACAGCAGGAGAACCUGAACCGAUUGUCUCCAGUGGCUGUAGGAGGCCUGCUGACUCCACCUAAAAGCACAGAAAAGCCCACUAAUGUGUGACAGGCUCAAGAACAAACUGCUGUUCCCGUUUAUGAUCCACACCACCUGGCUGUCAACAGCACAAGCAUGCCUUUCUGUUUGUGUGCAAAGGACCUCUGGACCCACAUGCGGUUUCAACACUUCUAGAACUGGGCUUGUUUCAUAUCAGUGUAGAGAAGAGCUUUACAGAAUGAGACAAGGUGCUGUGUUUUGAAUAGCAGUGGUCAUGACCUCACAGGAUGGUGUUCAAAGCCGUGAUAUGUGCCUUUUUAUCAAAGACUCUUGAAGAUUGUUUACAAGUAUUUAAGUCCUAUACUUGACUUUAGGGCUUUCAUUUCUGAAAUGUACCCAGAGCAAUGCAGUGUUGUAUCUGAGAUGGCUCACUUUGUAGGAUUGUGUAUGUGUGUUAUUUUAUUUUUCCACUUGUAGAAAAAUGUGUGAUGUGAAUGUUUUAUGGACUAAACUACGUUGCCAUAGGAUUUCUAGUCAGUGCUGCUCUAAACCUCUGGUCAUUGUGAAGCUGAACUGCAGCAUGGAGACAUGGAAGUUGGUGUGGGUGAGUCGAGUCGUUCUCACAUGUGCUGCGUCAUUUGAGUUCUUCUUAGCCAGUCUAAGGAACCUGUUCCUAUUAUUUCACUCUGAAAGAAGUUUGAUGAAAUUUACAAUUGCAAAAGUAUUUGCAUAUUUAUGGUGUCACCUUUUCUAUUUUAAAUUUAUUGAACUUUCAUGAUACUAUGAAUUUCUUUUCAUUCUAUUGCCAAAGGCAAAUAUUUAAUUCAAAGGGUGCUUAUUUAUGAAAUGUUGUAAGAUGCAGUAUUGUACUGGACCUUACUUUUGUAGCAUAACUCAUGUGUGGUGUUUUUUUUUUUUUUUAAACUCUCAGAAGUGGGAGUCAAAUACAUUGCCUGUAAAGAACAUGGUGUAAAACUGUAUAUAAGAGAAUGUGUACAUAUGGUAAUGUCAAGACAUGAUUUCCCUGUCUUAGUUGUUACAUAUGAAAUAUUAAAGCAGUGAUAGAAAUUUGA